This is a messenger RNA of Pungitius pungitius (ninespine stickleback), 2085 nucleotides long. It is a transcript of the gene dnajc2, whose product is annotated as DnaJ (Hsp40) homolog, subfamily C, member 2. The record is from RefSeq and is a predicted model, not a curated record. Gene Ontology annotation, biological process: regulation of translational fidelity; 'de novo' cotranslational protein folding. Gene Ontology annotation, molecular function: ribosome binding; Hsp70 protein binding. The transcript has 16 exons. The coding region runs from base 155 to 1996 and encodes 613 amino acids. Lineage: Eukaryota; Metazoa; Chordata; Actinopteri; Perciformes; Gasterosteidae. Gene Ontology annotation, cellular component: cytosol.
GGGAUUGCUAAGGGUGAAACAACGCAACUCGUUUGCGGCACUUGGUGAAAGAGGCCCAUGUGGCGUGUUGAUAAGAGGGCCACAAACGUACUUUCAGUAAACUCUCGUUGGAUAGUUUUGGCACGUGGAUGUUCUAGUAGUUCAUUUUUCUAGGAUGUUGUUAGAAGCGCAGGAAAGUGAUGAAACGGUUGUCUUUACAACCACUGCCGCCUCUGUGCAGAUCCAAGUGGAACCUGUGGGUCGAUGGUUCGAGGCCUACCUAAAGAGGAGGAGCAGAAAUGCAUCUGCCUCCUUCCAGGAGCUGGAGGAGGAACAGGAGUCCUCCGAGGAGUCCGAGGAUGAGGAGUUCCAGCUGGAGGAGUACCCGAUGCUCCGAACACUGGACCCCAAAGACUGGAAGAAUCAAGAUCACUACUCUGUCCUGGGGCUCCCACACUUGAGGUACAAAGCCACACAGAAGCAGAUCAAAGCUGCCCACAAAUCCAUUGUGUUGAAGCACCACCCAGACAAAAGGAAAGCUGCAGGAGAGCAGAUUGUAGAAGGGGACAACGACUACUUCACCUGUAUAACUAAAGCUAUGGAAACCCUGUCAGACCCCGUGAAGAGAAGAGCCUUUGACAGCGUCGACCCAACCUUCGACAACAGCGUGCCUUCAAAGAACGAAGGCAAAGAUAACUUUUGGGAUGUGUAUUCUCCCGUGUUCGAGAGAAACGCCAGAUGGUCUUCCAAAAAGCACGUUCCCAAACUUGGAACCAUGGAGUCCUCCUUCGAAGACGUUGACAAUUUUUACUCUUUUUGGUACAACUUUGAUUCAUGGAGGGAGUUCUCAUACCUGGAUGAAGAAGAGAAGGAAAAGGCUGAAUGUCGAGAUGAGAGGAGGUGGAUCGAAAAGCAAAAUCGGGCUGCCAGAGCUCAGAGGAAGAAGGAGGAGAUGAACCGAUUACGAACACUAGUUGAUACCGCCUACAGUAUUGACCCUAGGAUAAAGAAAUUCAAAGACGACGAAAAGGCCAGGAAAGAAUCUGAGAAGAAGGCAAAGGUGGAAGCCAAGAAAAGAGAGCAGGAGGAGAAAGAGCGAGCCCGGCAGGCAGAGCUGGAUGCAGCUCGUUUAGUGAAGGAGAAGGAGGAUGAGGAGGCUAAGCAGGUUGCUCAGCUGGCCAAGAAAGAGAAGGAGAUCCAGAAGAAGGCCUUCAAGAAAGAGAGACAGAAACUCAGGACCACCUGCAAGAACUGGAAUUACUUUGCUGACAAUGAGAGUGAAAGUGUGAAAAUGAUGGAGGAAGUGGAGAAGCUGUGUGACCGUCUGGAGCUGACAAGCCUGCAGUCCCUCAAUGAGAUCCUGGCAUUGGGCUCCAAAGACGAUAGCAAGAUGGCUGUGGAUAAGCAGGUAAAGGAAGUGAAUGCCCAGCUGCAGAAGGAGAAGGAGGCCGAGGUCCAGAUGAGGCAGUCAGCUCGCAGUGCUGAGCAGGCCAGCGCAGCAGGAGGAGCGGGGGGGAAGAGCUGGAGUGAGGAGGACCUCCAGCUGCUCAUCAAAGCUGUCAACCUGUUCCCUGCUGGAACCAAUGCCAGAUGGGAAGUUAUUGCCAACUAUAUGAACCUCCACUCCACUAGUGGCAUUAAGAGGACAGCCAAAGAUGUCAUCAACAAAGCCAAGAAUCUACAACGGCUAGAUCCAGUGCAGAAAGAUGACAUCAACCGGAAGGCCUUUGAGAAGUUUAAGAAGGAACAUGCCUGCGUUGCGCCGACCAUCGACAAUGCCGUUCCUUCAGAGAGAUUUGAUGAUGGAAAUGCUGCCUCCUGGACCACGGAGGAACAGAAGCUGCUGGAACAAUCUCUGAAGACGUACCCGGUCAGCACACCGGAGAGGUGGGAGAAGAUCGCUGCUGCGGUGCCGGGGCGGAGUAAGAAGGACUGUAUGAAGAGGUAUAAGGAACUGGUGGAGAUGGUUAAAGCCAAGAAAGCUGCACAGGACGUUGCAGGAAAGAGUAAAAAAUGACAAGAACCACAAAGAAUAGUAUUCGUGUUAUUUUAACAUUAUUGUGUUGGUCUUUAUUUUAUAAUAAAAAUGAAAAGGAGGAAAAACUA